CCAAAGAAUAAUAUAUCAACAAAUGAUGAUAUACAACAAGGAUUAAAACGUGGUCAUCAAAUGGUUGCAUCAAGAGAAGGACGUAAAAGUAAUGAACAUCUUGAUGAUGAAUUAGAAAUGAGUCAAAUGGGUACAGAUGAAAUCUUUUUUUAA
Rotaria sp. Silwood1 is the source of this 153-nucleotide messenger RNA. The record is from the annotation of a GenBank genome assembly. NCBI's taxonomy places the organism in Eukaryota, Metazoa, Rotifera, Eurotatoria, Philodinida, Philodinidae.